UACGAAGGAAAGUUACAACCUUUUUUCAAGGGUAGUGAAGAUCUAAAACUAGAAUGCUUAGAUUGAUGUAAGAAGCGAAAGAUUUAAAGAGGAGCUGAAAAGUAACUUUUCCAUUCAGGAAGCUUUGGGUAUAUGGAGCAAGUUGCCAGAGGAUGUGGUAGUGGUGGGUACACUUAUAAUGUUUAAAAGACAUUUGGACAGAUACAUGGAUAGGAAGGGUUUAGAAUAUGGAUCAAAUGCAGGUAAAGGGAUCAAUGGGUAUGGAGAGAAGGCAGGUACAGGAUACUGAGUUGGACGAUCAGCCAUGAUCAUAUUGAAUGGCGGUGCAGGCUCGAAGGGUCGAAUGGCCUACUCCUGCACCUAUUUUCUAUGUUUCUAUGUUUCUAUGUAUAUGGGACUAGUUCAGGAAGGCAUAUUGGAGGGCAUGGAUGAGUUGGGUCAAUGGGCCUAUUUUUUACUACAUAAAUUAAUGACACCAAGAGAUAUUUGGCAAGUGAUAUAUGCGUUGUCAAGUCUCUGAAGGAGAGCAAUAAUUUAAUGUCAGUCUGUACAGAAAGAUGGUAUCAACAGGAAGAAACACCGCAUUAAUUCAGUGAAAAAGCAAGACGCAGAGUACUGGAGUAACCCAGCGGGUCAGGCAGCGUCUGUGGAGAACAUGGGUAGGUAGUGUUAUUGGUCAGGACCGUUCUUCAGACAGGAGUGAAGUUCAGUGACUGGUGUUGUUCGAUCUGAGUAACAUAGGUAUCUGGGUUAAGGAGGGGGGAGAGGCGGUACAAAGCAGGAAACUGCUCAGCAAUCUAUUUCUCAUCAGGCGUAGCAGGAAGUGGAGUAUGAAUACGGCCAACACAGCUGAUGAGAGCACAGCGACGGUACAGCAUGGAGAAGGUUGCAGCUGCCCACCGGGCCCAGCCUGCAGCAUGGAAGCAUCUCAGCCUGUAGAUUGAUCAACGCCCGGUGGAAAGGAACUGCACUGACCAGCUGAAAGGAAACAUCUUCUUUCAAGAUGCCGGCACUGCAAAGCCUGGGGAAAGUGCAUGCUGUUGAGGGUACGGCUUGUGAGCAGCCGGCAUCGGAAGGGCCCGGCCUGAGGGUCUAUCUUUACUACGGCACCGCGGAGCAUGGCGCAACCUCCCUGGAGUUCAGCGCUGGGCGAUACACAGCCGAGGAGCUCUGCAUCUCUGCAGCACAGGCCAGCGGGAUCCUGCCGGUCUACAGCAGUCUCUUUGCCCUCGCAACUGAAGACAUCAAGGUGUGGUUUCCUCCGAGCCACAUCUUCCAGGUCGAUGGGUGCACACGACAGCUCCUUCGUUAUCGCCUCAGAUUUUUCUUCCCGAAUUGGUUUGGCCAAGGCAGCAAGAAAUCUUAUCGUUAUGGUCUUACAAAGGAAUGUGCUGGCACUGUUUUGGAUUACUCAGUCAUAGACUAUCUCUUUGCUCAGGCACGCUUCGACUUUGUCACUGGGCUCAUUAAGGUCCCGUUGGACCUACAGAUGCAGGAGGAAUGUUUGGGGAUGGCGGUACUGGACAUAAUGCGGAUAUCAAAGGAGAGGAAAUGGAGUCUGCAACAGAUCUGUGACCACAUCAGUUACAAGUCCUGCAUUCCAGCAUCUCUCCGUCAACAGAUCCAGCAGCAUAACUUCCUGACAAGAAAGAGGAUCAGAAGGAAUUUUUACAAAUUUCUGAAGAAGAUGAGCCACUGUGACACCGACCUCAGGUGUCUGAAGCUGAAAUAUCUCCUGGACAUGGAAAACCUGGAACCAAUGCCCAGUCAGGAGGUCUUUCGUGUGAAAGAUCAAUCACGGGAACAUCAAGCCAACCAGGCAUACAAAUUCAUCUGUGUCUCCGGGGAGCAUGGAGUUCAGUGGAGCACAAAAGAAGACGAGCAAUGGCAGCCCUUCUGUGACUUCCCAGAUAUUGUUGACAUCACUCUCAAGCAAGCGAGCCGAGAUAACGUCUUAGAAGAAAGUCGAAUUGUCACACUUACUAAACAAGACAACAAAGUUUUGGAGGCAGAGUUUCCCAGCCUGAGAGAGGCUCUCUCUUUCCUCGCACUUAUUGAUGGAUACUACAGACUAACGGCUGAUGCUCACCAUUACUUCUGCAAAGAAGUGGCACCGCCAAAGCUGCUGGAACACCUUGAGGACCAUUGUCAUGGGCCUAUCAUCUCUGACUUUGCCAUGUCCAAGAUAAAGAAGCAAGGAAACAGGAAAGGGCUUUACAUCCUGCGCUGUAGCCCCAAGGAUUUUGACAAGUAUUUCCUCACAGUUUGUGUUGAAACGGAAUUCGGGAAGGAUUACAAGGACUGCCUGAUUAUCAAGGGCAAGAGCUACUCUCUGGCUGGGGUCCCACGGCACUUUGAGAGUAUGAAGAGUCUGCUGAAUUACUAUCGGACCACAGGCCUUGUGUCAGAGGGUGUCAGAAUGGAGCUCAGCAUCUGCUGCCCACCCAGACUCAAAGAAAAGUCCAACUUGAUCAUCGUCCGCAAUAACUGGUCCUCGGAUCUCCUUGCCUCCCCUGCGAUGCAACGAAGAAAUGUCCAUCAGAUGAUGUUCCACAAAGUAAAGAAGGAGGAGCUGAUCUGGGGUGAAAGUCUGGGUCAAGGAUCCUUUACAAAGAUCUUCAAAGGAACUAGAGAAGGAAAUGCGGACAAUGACUUUUACCAGAUGGAAGUUUUACUGAAAGUGUUGGACUCUUCACACAGAAACUAUUCUGAGUCAUUCUUUGAGGCGGCAAGUAUCAUGAGUCAAGUUUCUCAUCAGCAUCUUAUCCUGGUUUAUGGAAUCUGUGCCGUCAAUAAUGAGAACAUCAUGGUGCAGGAGUAUGUGAAGUACGGGGCCCUGGACAUAUACCUAAAGAAGAACAGAAACAAAAGCUGCAUUAACAUUAGCUGGAAACUCGAGGUGGCAAAGCAACUUGCCUAUGCCAUGAAUUUCCUGGAGGACAAGCACAUCGUCCACGGUAACGUCUGUGCACGGAAUGUCCUGCUGACUCGAGAAGGAGAUGCGGUGGCUGGGUGUCCUCCCUUCAUCAAGCUGAGCGACCCGGGGAUCAGCAUGACUAUCCUGCCGAAAGAAGUGCGCAUUGACCGGAUCCCAUGGUUGGCUCCUGAAUACAUUGACCAAGCAACACACAUGGUUUCCGAUUCAGACAGAUGGAGCUUUGGUACAACUCUCUGGGAGAUAUUCAGUGGGGGAGACCUCCCACUCAACGGCAUGGAACCCAUGCAAAAGCUCCAGUUUUAUGAGGACCAUCUUCAGCUUCCUGCUCCCAAGUGGACAGAGUUAGCCAGCCUCAUCAAUCAGUGCAUGAACUACCAGCCUGAACUCCGACCUUCAUUCCGAGCCACCAUCAGGGAGCUCAACAGAUUAAACACCUCAGACUAUGAACGAUUGUGUGACCUGUCUCCCAGUGACCUUCCAAAUACAAAUGACUUCUGCCGCUUUUUUGCAAUGAGGAAGCAGGAAGAACCCAACUUCUUUGAAGAGAGACACCUCAAGUUCAUUUCUUUGCUGGGCAAGGGAAACUUUGGCAGUGUCGAGCUGUGCCGAUACGAUCCCCUUGGGGACAACACUGGGGACCUGGUGGCUGUGAAGAAGCUGCAACACACCACAAGAGAGCACCUUCGUGACUUUGAGCAGGAGAUCGCAGUGGUCAAGAAUCUCCACAGUGAACACAUUGUCAAAUACAAAGGAGUUUGCUACAGUGUCGGCCGCAGGAACCUGCGAUUGAUCAUGGAAUACCUGCCUCAUGGAAGUCUGCGCGAUUACGUGCAGCAGAACAGGCACAGGCUGGGUCACAAGAAGCUCCUUCUGUACGCAGCUCAGAUAUGCAAGGGAAUGGAAUACCUUGGCUCAAAACGAUACGUACACAGGGACCUGGCAGCACGGAACAUUCUGGUAGAAAGUGACACCUGUGUAAAGAUUGGUGACUUUGGACUAACCAAGAUUCUGCCUGGAGACAAGGAUUAUUAUAAGGUUCUGGAGGCAGGAGAGAGUCCAAUCUUUUGGUAUGCUAUUGAAUCUCUAUCUGACAGCAAAUUUUCCAGGGAGUCAGAUGUGUGGAGUUUUGGUGUCGUGCUUUACGAGUUGUUUACAUACGGCAGCCAUGGCAGGAGUCCACCAACGGAGUUUCAGAGAAUGAUUGGGUCGGAUAAACAGGGCCACAUGGUCUUCCAGAUCCUUGAGGUCCUGAAAACCAGUCGCCUGCCGUUACCCCAGGGAUGUCCGAGAGAGAUCUACAAUGUCAUGCUGAGGUGCUGGAACCAUAAUCCUGCUCAAAGGCCAACGUUUGUGGAGCUGCUGCACAAGAUGGAGGAAAUGCAAGCUGCUAUCUUCUGAUGGGUGCUGCUUUAGGAAAGCGUUCACUUCAGGCCCAUGCAAUGCAGCCUCACUGCGGCUUGGAAUCAACAAAAUGGUUCAAAGGAAAGUGUUUGCUUUGCAAAGCUGUUGAACUGCCUCCGCGGGCUACACCAGUGCAACCUGGAAUCUUUCAGUCACGGACUGCACGGUUCCCCAAACUGCAACUUCAAGUCAAAUCUGAUUUGGAGGAUGGCAGGUGUGGGACUUGGAAGUAAUCAUCUUUGCAUCUUCCAUGCUUUUGCAUUGCUUUCACGAAUCAGCUCAGUCACUGAGAAAGAGUAGGAAGAAACUGGAGAGCAGUAAAGGCAAUCAUAGAACUCCUCAUCUGUUGUAAAACCUUCAACCCAGUGAUGCUUUCCAGGGUUCAAAAACUGGGACUGGAAGAGCAAUAGAGCUAUGGUUGGAAAGGACAAGAGGAAAAAUGAAGUGGGUGUGUCGAGGGUGGGAAUGAGGGGAUUUCUCAUGUUACAAGCGAUAGCAACAUUGAUCAAGAAAUACAUUAUCUGUCAUUCUUCUGUUGAAAAUGGGAAAUCUCAUUAAAAUGCAAAUUGUUGGUACCAUGGGGAUCUGAUUUGUAAUAUUGUUCAUAAGCUCAAAAGACAUUG
Messenger RNA from Leucoraja erinaceus (little skate), 4962 nucleotides. RefSeq names its product tyrosine-protein kinase JAK2-like. NCBI's taxonomy places the organism in Eukaryota, Metazoa, Chordata, Chondrichthyes, Rajiformes, Rajidae. Gene Ontology annotation, biological process: hemopoiesis; cytokine-mediated signaling pathway; peptidyl-tyrosine phosphorylation. Gene Ontology annotation, cellular component: membrane; cytosol; cytoskeleton. Bases 1004 to 4336 code for a protein of 1110 amino acids. The record is from RefSeq and is a predicted model, not a curated record. The transcript has 24 exons. Gene Ontology annotation, molecular function: non-membrane spanning protein tyrosine kinase activity; histone binding; cytokine receptor binding.